ACGCAUCCUCCACUGCCACUCGUUCUUCUCUUGUUCGUCAUCACCACUCCGAUACCUUCACAAAUCCCAAACACCAAUGACAGAGUUAAUCAAAUUAAUUAACAACUAAUUAAUCCAAAAUUAACCGCCAUUUUCCGUUGGGAGCCAGCUAUCACUCUCCGGCCAGCGAUGGCGGCGAUAACGGGACCGGCAUCGUCGUCGUUGAUGAUAUCGUUGUCGUUUAAGCCGGCGUGCGUGCUGAGAUCGACGAGGCCCGCCAAAACGACGCCGAAGAUCAAGCGAGAGAGGCAGGGGCGGGCAGUGGUGGGGGACUUCGGACACUUGGGUCAGGUGGUUCGGAAGGACCUGGAGUUUCUGAAGACGGGGAUUGGCAGAGGGAUUGAGUGGGCGAAUAAGGCUUUUCGAAUUCCUGAGGUUUCCAAAGCCGUAGACGACGUCGUGUGGCUUCGCAACCUCGAAGACCCCGAUGCGCCGCCAUCACCAGCUCCUUCUUGGCCUCAGCCUGCCUAUCCAGAGCUGUCCGGCGUGGAUUUGCUCGUGGCUGAUCUUAAAGCUUUGGAGACGUACGCUCUUUAUUUCUAUUAUCUGUCUAAGAUUUGGUCUAAGCCACUUCCUGAAGUCUAUGAUCCAGAAAGUGUUGCUGAAUAUUUUAGCUGUAGGCCCCAUGUAGUGGCCUUGAGACUUCUUGAGGUAUUUUCCUCCUUUGCUUCUGCUGCAAUCAGAAUUCGGACCACAGGGAUCAAAAAGUUCUUAAGGCUAAGUUCGGACGUGGAUAUUAAUGAGAACAUAUCACAGUACAAUUUCGGAAUGGUGUUAAAGGAGACUAUGCUAAGUCUGGGUCCCACUUUUAUCAAAGUUGGUCAGUCCCUUUCCACCAGGCCGGACAUUAUUGGUGCUGAGAUGGCCAAGCCAUUGUCUGAGCUGCAUGAUCAAAUUCCUCCAUUUCCCAGGGCUAUGGCUAUGAAAAUUAUCAAAGAAGAAUUAGGAUCUCCUGCAGAGUCAUUAUUUAGCUACAUUUCUGAGGAACCUGAGGCUGCUGCAUCAUUUGGUCAGGUCUACCGUGGGCGUACCCUUGAGGGGUUUGAUGUUGCUAUCAAAGUUCAACGGCCUAAUUUGCAUCACACUGUAGUGCGCGAUAUAUAUAUUCUUCGCCUAGGGCUUGGGCUAUUUCAAAACAUAGCUAAUAGAAAAAGUGACCUGCGUCUAUACGCUGAUGAGCUCGGGAAAGGUUUAGUUGGGGAAUUGGAUUAUACUUUAGAGGCUGCAAAUGCUUCCAAGUUUCAGGAAGCUCAUUCCUCCUUUCCGUUCAUGCUAGUGCCAAAAGUUUAUCAACAUUUAAGUCGAAAGAGAGUUCUAACUAUGGAGUGGAUUGUUGGUGAGAGUCCAACUGAUUUACUCUCUGUGUCUGCAGCUGGAAGCCCUGUUGAAAGUGGCUCUACAUAUUCAGAGAGGCAAAUACUUGAUGCCAAAAGACGUCUUCUUGAUCUGGUUAAGAAAGGAGUGGAGGCAUGCUUAGCUCAGCUCCUCGAAACAGGCUUAUUGCAUGCUGAUCCACAUCCUGGAAACUUGCGUUACACAUCCUCUGGACAAAUUGGGUUUUUGGAUUUUGGCUUGCUUUGUCAGAUGAAAAAGAAGCACCAAUUUGCUAUGCUUGCAUCCAUAGUGCACAUAGUAAAUGGAGAUUGGGAAUCCCUUGUUAAUUCUUUGACUGAAAUGGACGUUUCAAGGCCAGGGACUAAUCUCAGGCGUGUGACUAUGGAUCUGGAAUAUGAACUGGGAGAAGUAGAAUUUAGAGAUGGAAUUCCCGAUGUCAAGUUCAGUAGGGUUCUGAGUAAAAUCUGGUCCGUGGCCUUCAAGUAUCAUUUUCGCAUGCCACCUUACUAUUCGCUUGUUCUACGUUCUCUUGCUUCAUUUGAAGGAUUAGCUGUAGCUGCAGACAAAAAUUUUAAGACAUUUGAAGCUGCAUACCCUUAUGUUGUUCGGAAACUUCUCACUGAAAAUUCAGCUGCGACAAGGAAAAUAUUACAUUCGGUGGUUUUUAACAAGAAGAAGGAGUUCCAGUGGCAGAGGCUCUCUCUUUUCUUAAAAGUAGGUGCAACUAGGAAAGGUUUACAUGAGAUCCUAGCACCUGAAGCUGAUACUUCCGUCGGUUAUUUACCAUCAAGGGACGGUGGUGCAGUUGAUGUUGCAAAUUUUGUCUUGAGGAUUUUACCAUCCAAAGAUGGUGUUGUGCUGAGAAGACUCUUGAUGACUGCAGAUGGAGCUUCACUGGUCCAAGCAAUGGUAUCCAAGGAGGCAAAGGUAUACCGCCAGCAGUUUUGCAGGGUCAUUGCAGAUGUUCUAUAUCAAUGGAUGUAUGCAGCUAAUGGACGGGGCAUUACAAAAACUCAGUAUAGUUCCGAUCUGAAAAUGGCAGGCGGGCCUGAAAACAGAGAGAGAGGUCCAUCUUCCAGAGCUCCCAUUUAUGAUUAUCGUGCCAUCUACAGAGAUCGGCGGCUCAGAGUGAUUGUCUCGAAUGUGCUAAACUCCGCAAGGAAAAAUCCAAUUCUAAUGCUGAGGCUCUAUUGGACUUCCUUCGUCAUGUUUGCCACAGCGUUCGCUCUGGCUUGUCAUCGUGCUUUAUUAUCCUUCGCCGAAGACCACUUAGGCCCGAUAUCUUUUGCUCCAAAGCAAUAUGCCAUCCAGUGAUGUUCAUAUUGAACUCUCCCACAGAGCCAUUUUCAAAGAAUAUAAGAGUGUGGGCUUCCACUUAACAGCAUUCUUUGGAGCAAAUAUGAUUACACCGGUCCAUUAGAUCUUCGUCUUCUCGGCCAUCGUUGUAUUUACAAAAACGAAGCCAGAAAUGAGAGGACGGUGGUGGAUCAAAGAUGGCAUUGCAAGCUGUCGAAAGGUAUAAAACGGCGAGGUUUGUGCACAAUCCAUAUGUAACCUAAUCCGUAUGGCGAUCUGCAUACACAUUGUCUGUCAAGUGGUACGACGUUGGAACGUGUUUUAGGGUUGAAUGCAUCAGAUGGGAUGUAAUGUAAGAGAUCUCGGCAUCUCAUUAACGCCGUCUGGAAUUAGAAGCCAGACAAAACAGAGGAUCCUUUUCCAUGUUGUAAUACAUCUAUUUUUUUUGGUUGGUAGUUGAUAUGACAAGUGAAAUUCCCAUCUCAA
Molecule: messenger RNA, 3156 nt
Organism: Pyrus x bretschneideri (Chinese white pear)
Lineage: Eukaryota; Viridiplantae; Streptophyta; Magnoliopsida; Rosales; Rosaceae
Exons: 16
Coding region: 169-2688 (839 amino acids)
Biological process (GO): protein phosphorylation
Molecular function (GO): ATP binding; protein kinase activity
Source: RefSeq, a predicted model, not a curated record